AACCACCUCCAUGUCUGCAAAUCUUGUUUCUCUCUUUCUCCCUCUCCUUAGAAGCAACUUUGCGCACCCGCAUUCGACCACAACCUACACUUGCGACUUUAAGCGCCCUAAUAUACUUUCCAAACAUGCCUCAAGAUCACCAAGACCGCAUACUCAACCGCACUGGCUCAGGAAGUGACGACUACCACCACACUCGGGGCCCUCACCAAAGCAACGCCACCCCAUUCUCUCAUAACGAGCCACAGUCGACGUAUCUUCUCGCUCCAAAUCCUACAUACGCCACCCCACAACGCCAAAGCGGUCAUUCUGAGUACGAUACUCCUAGAAUAACUCCUUAUUGGGAUGACUUUAACGGCAUCAUCUAUGAAGUUCCAAGCAUUUCGCCUAGGCAAUCUAGGAACACAUAUGGCCGUAAUAUCGCGGCAACAUCCUAUGCGCGUGGUACUACUGAGGCUCAAGCCAAGCUUGAUCAUAUAGCGCGAGUGCCCCGAGGUUUUGAAGCGAGUGGGUCUGAUCCAAAUCCGAGGCAGGGUGGGGAGAUGCGACGCCCAGCCCCUUUCGACGAAGGCUUGCAAGCCUCUAAGAAUCGAGACAGUCGUAACAUGGAUUUCGAUCCGACAGAAGCUCGAAAUUCUGAGGCCUUGAGUAGAAAGAUUGCGCACAGCCAUGUCCCUCUCGGUCGUCUUGCGUUGCACUCCAAAGAUGUGAAUCAAAAACUCCAUGAAGAAGCCAACGGGAGCAUCAAGAUCGCAAUGACAAACCGGCAUGCGUUAAAUAACGAUUUGAAGACUUUACCUACACCAAAUAGGGAGAGUCGACCUGUAUCAGAGUCAAAGAUCAAAAGGGGGGCAGUUUUCGAGGUUCCGCGACCAGGAGCGAAAGACGUACGCCCUAUGUCCACAUUAGUUGAGAUACCAUUACCUCUACGCAUCUUCAAGGAAAAGAACACCAAGCCUACAGCGGACUGCUGUCCAUCAUCACCGACGCUCAACCGCGUACGAAAGUUGCGUGAAGUUGAACAGAAGUCGACGUUGGCAAAGCUAGAAGAACAGUUGAAGAGCACGAAGACGAUUAAGCCGACUCGCGACGAUGCGCAGUCUAGAGUGAGCACAGAGACUAGUUUGUCGCCAAAAGCAGAAGAAUUGAUUCCAGAUAUGGAACUCUCGGACUCGGACUGGGCCAGGUCGCUUUACGCUUUGGCGGACCCACCAAAGCUGCCUGUCACAUCGACAACGCCGGAUCCGGAACUGAAUCCAAAGCGCGAAGGUAUGAUGGCUACAGUGCAUUCGGUGGAGGAUAGCGGAUACAGUGACGACGAAGAGAUCGAUGCCCUAAUCAAAGCGAUUGCAGAUAUGCGCCCAUUCCAGAAGCUGCCUUCCACGUCGGCAGAGCAUCGUUCGUACGUGUGUAAGAGUGCUGUGCCUGAGGGUUUAGAUUUAAGCAAGAUUCAAACUGCGAAAGAACAAACGAAUGGCAUAUCGAUGCCAACCACAACCCAUGAUGCAAUCAUCAAAAAUUCGGAAGCUGAGGUGGUAGGCGUCAACCAUAGCGAAAGCGUUGAAUCGCAGAAGCAUGAUGCAACGGUAUCUCUAGAGUAUUUUGCACGGUCUGCGUCAGACGACUUUGAGCGAGUAGAAAUAUCGAUAGAUGAAGACACGGAGCAUAAUGGGCCUAAGAGGAAAUGGUAUAAGGGGUUCCGCCGCUAA
Molecule: messenger RNA, 1706 nt
Organism: Cucurbitaria berberidis CBS 394.84
Lineage: Eukaryota; Fungi; Ascomycota; Dothideomycetes; Pleosporales; Cucurbitariaceae
Exons: 1
Coding region: 126-1706 (526 amino acids)
Source: RefSeq, a predicted model, not a curated record